CACGUAUGCAUGUUUCACAUAAGCGUCGCCAUUAGUCUCCUUCAGGUGACCACCGAUUCAUCUCCAUCUCAGCCCCGUCUGAGUGGCAAUGGACGACCGAAAGUGAGGCCACCCAGAACACAUCGCCGUUAGGACAUCAGCCUGGAAGUCGUGCCCGGAAGACUCAAUCCAAGUCGCCUCAUACCAUUCAACUGAAGGCGAUAACCCAAGGACAACUCGCUGAGGACACAGCCCACUUUAGCGACACCUUCGUGUUCACGCUAGACUCGUUUCACACAAGUCACAACUCACACAAGGGGACCAACUGACACUGUGGCGAUGACGUCCAUCCCUCAAAAGAAGUCAGAGCGGGAGCUUCAUGAACUCCUUGAACGUGUCGACCUUCUCGAGUACUACAACAAAUUCAUCGAGAUAGGCGCAGACAAUGUGCAGCAGCUUCGUGACUUGACGGAUGAAGAGCUUGGAGAAGUCAUUGACCAGGUAGAGAUGAUCAGGAAGCCCCUCCACGUGAAGAGGUUCAGGAAAGCUCUGGAGAAGUGGACGGGACAGACAGGCACACCUGGUUCAGGAACAUCCACGAGAGAGACGGCUACGGCAGCAUGUACACAGCAGGCUGACCAACGAGUGGACGAGAGAUCUGCUGAGACUGCGGACAUCAGGGCUGACAUGCACCAUGCCAUUGACAGGAGAGACGUCGCGCAAGUGAGACAGUGCAUGCAAGCAGAACCGCAACUAAAGAAGUGGCUCCAUCCACUUACGAAAGAGUCAGCUAUGCAUCGAGCUGUAACGACAAACGCAUUCAAGGCGUUCGGCCUUCUGUUGUCACAGAAAUGUAAAUUCAAGAACGCUAGAGAAGGUGAUUGCCUCCAGGAAUUGAAUAACCUCCAACAGUCCGAACUCGCGCGACAACGAUACUUCGUAGCUGGGUACGAAAGAUCCUACGUCAGUGUGCUCAAGGGUAGGUCGACCAGCGUAGCCGAGUGUGCAGAUUUUCCGAUAAUUUUAGAUGACGUGUAUCGUUCUCUCGACAGUAACGACUUACUUAAGCCUGUGUUGAAAGUCGCUUCAAUGGCACCUCAUUUGAGCAUUCGCUUCGACUUCGAGCGAAUCCACACUCAAUGCAUGGUGGGUGGGUACAGGACUAACCUUGGCAUGACUGAACCAGAAAAACAAGGCGUCUUCAUUGGAGCCACGGGACUUCACGGGGAACGAACAGAUGCCACAGAACGCCGCACCAAAGAAGUCGAAGGAACCCUGGUGCACGAGUUGUGCCAUUUGGCUCUCAACCUGGUAUACGGAAAUGAAGGAAAGCCAUAUUUGUGCACAGAUGAAAGCAGAAAAGAACAUUACGCAGGUAUCCUCGAGGACGCAAGGGGCCGACAGCACGGUUUACACGACAUCUUAAAAUGGGCCUUUCACGGGAAUGACGAAGCUGAACUUAUAGUUCGAAUACCGCACAUUCUCGCUCUUUGCCCUACGGAAGGAAACACUAUUCUGGAGGAACAAGUCCCGAGGCUCUUCCAGUUUUUCAAACAACACGUCGUCGAGGAUAUGACGCAGUACAUACAGGACGGUUGUUUGGGAAGAGAGACUGAAGUCAUCAGAGAAGAAAAUGGAAAAUUGGGGAGGGCGUCCUCCACAGAGGAACUAGGAAUCGAAUUCGUGGCGAGGCUUGAUGACUGUGUUAUGAGGCGUGACCCACCUGUUGUCCUUGUAGCUUCAAAUUUAACAUUCCUCGAAGUAAUGGUGAACGACCUCGUGAGAUCUGCUAGAGUUCCCUACCUAUUUCUUGGGACAUCGCAGUGGGGGGACAGAACCUAUGACAUCCUGCUCGCAAAUAAGUGCAGCUUCUUGCUCUUAUCUUGCGAGGGAAGAGAGAACCUCCGAAUAAUUCUCAAUCUCUCAAAAGAGCUUCUUGACGUCACUGGCACCAAGACAAUUCUGCUAACGUCAAAGCAGAACCUUCAACAUUGUCUCCAAGGAAUUAAAGAGAGUAUGUUACAUGAUAUCAAAAUUUACAUGGACACUGUGCACAAAGCUUCUUUUGAGAACGUCACCGGCAAAUGCAAGAAUAAAAUUAUCGAGAGGUCACGGAUCGCUCUUCAGUCUCCCAACCAGCAGUUGUUUAUUAAAGAUAUGCUCGACAUCGACAGCUUUUCGAAAACUUGCCAGGAGGAGACGUUAUUGACACUGUGCAGAGAAGGAGUGCUAUAUUUUGGGCCUGAACUCAAGGAACUUCGGGAAGACGUAAGCGUGUGCUACAUUAACCAAAGGUGCAGUAGGUCCGUUGAAGUUGACUUGAGGAAGAUUAGAGAUCGUCCUAAAGACGAUGCUUUCGCUUUCCUCGGGUGCUCGGAGGAAACACUUCAGUCAUCUUUGCCCAAAGGCCUUGCUGUGAAGCGAAUGAGCAUCUUGGACAGUUUCGAGCAAAUUGUCCUCCUGGAGAAGGACAGUGACUACGAUCGCCUUCUCCUAACGCAACACUUCCGUGGAAAGACAGUUCACCUUCUUGAAUUUCAUGAAGGACGUUACGUGUGGAAAAAAUCAAAUGGUGCCGUAAGUCACCUUCCCAUGACCGGGAUAGAAAUUCACUCGGCGAAUUUCCUCCUUGAAGUAAGAGAGAAAGUCCUCGUUAUUUCCGGAGACCCAGGAUCGGGAAAAACCGUGCUGGCCACGCGGCUUUGCACUGAAAUCAAGAAAGAAGACGAGAAAGCAUGGGUACUUUACGUCAGUACUUACCCGAAGAGGCAAGAAGCAAUGAAAUUGCUUAAUGAAGAAACUGGAGGCAUCAACGUCAAGCAGUUCGCAAAGUUGUGUUGCGUGCAAACAAGUGGACAAGAGUUCGAACUGUUUCAGCAAACUGUCACCGAGGGAAGUCCGUUUCACGUGUGGGUCAUUUUCGAUGCCCUUGACGAAAUCCUGGAGGUGACGCGGAAAUAUAUCCUUGAGUUUACUAAGGUUUUGGCUCAAGAAAAGGUGCGUAAGAUAUUGAUAUUCACACGCACGGUAUGUCGAAUUGCGAUUCAAGAUCAAAUGCACCUGGUGCCUUUCGACAUGGCUGCGUUCUCGGCGGAAGAACGAGAUGAGUUUCUGGAGAAAUAUCAGAAAUCUCUUCAGAAUCCGAUGACCGAUAGGAAGACAGUCAAAAGUACUAUUAAUUACCUUAAGGAGAAACACUCUUCUCUUUUAGGAAAUCCUCUAAUUCUCCGAAUGGUGGCGGAGGUGGAACAAGGCGAAGCUUCUGACCCUGAAUACUGUGAAUUGGUGCAACCCAUGUACAGCUCCCAGGAUUGCUUUACGCUGCUCUCCCUGUACAGAUUGUUUGUCGAGUACAAAUACCUUCUAUAUCGCAUUGAAAAAAAGAAAGAGGACAGAACGAGAGCCGCAAACGAAGAUGAUGACGACACGCUGAAGCCGAUAUUUCAGAACAACCAUGCCCUUUUAGCCCUAAAAUCGCUACUGCCCGAGGACGUCCUCAAGGAACUCGUAAGCGAAAGUGAAUACGACGACUUAAAAUCGAAGGGCCGUUUGAUAAUGGCUGUCAAGGAGAACAAGCUAAAACAGGGUAUCAUACUGUGCUUGACAAAUGACGCUCCUCAUUUUGUGCAUCAUAGCUUCGCCGAGUUUUUCGCAGCAGAUUUGAUCUUCAAGAGGGUGAAAGAGGCGAAUGCCAGAGGCGAUGUAAGGGUGGCACUUAUCAUUUCUGGCUUGUACGGAGAAUCUAGCUAUGUCGGCAUGUUGACCUUCUUGGAUGGAUUCGCAGCGGAGCGACACGCAAUGCAGAGCAAUAUCAUGAAUAACGACAUUGGAGGCGUCAUUGUUGAAGCAGCUUUGGAACACGCAUACACCCAAGAUGCCCUCGGAAGAACACCUCUGCAUGUCGCUGCGCUGCAUGCUAAUCAAUUUAUCUUAAAUUACCUUUCAAUUGACGAAGCAAUGACACAGGAAGAUAUGCUAGGUAUGACGCCUCUUAUGUACGCUGAUAAGAUUCGCGCGUGGGAAAGACUGGACGCCUUCUGUGCUCAUAGCGGCGGUCUUGCUAUCAACUGGUUUGUCCAACUGCCGACAACAGUCGAAAACAUUACAUCGGAGCGAGAUUUUGAUCGCUCAGUCUUAGGUGAAGUCCUUUACGAGCGUUGUAAGGAACUCUUAUCUGUUCUGCUUAGAGAGUUUUGCAACAGUCAGAUGUGUUCCAGCGAAACCUGCAUCGAGCGUGCACCACGGUACCUGAAGGAGAACGUCAGUUCUGCGGCAGACGCGGCACAUACCCCUGUGAAUAUUGAUCGCAUUACGGAUGACGGGCAACGUACCCCCUUACAUAUCAGUAUCAUUUUUGGUGACACCGAUAUUGUUCGCCUGCUUCUUCCUUAUUCCUCGCCAGCUGUGAGUUAUUUGUGUACGGUUUCCGCUCUUUUCGGUCGCACAGACAUCCUGAGGCUUCUACUUCCUUUUGCAUCAUCCCCCAGUGAUUGGUACACCACUGAAAACCGGCCAGAAGGUUUUCCCCUUCCCGUUGUGUGUCUAAAGAAUAUUGACGUUGUAGAACUUCUACUCCCCCAUUUCUUGACACGAUCUCCAUUCUUAGAGGAGCUGCUGUAUAGCAGCAUUCUUCAUCGAUACGACGGAGUGACGAAAGCCAUUCUUCCUAACUCUGAUGCGAGCGAUCGCCACACGCAUCAGGAUACGGCGAGUUUGUACGCAAGCGUACGCUCUGGUUGCCUGGAAACAGUGAGACUUAUGCUUCCUUACACAGGUCUGGAUGCAUGGGAUAAACACGGCAUCGCUGCACUUUGUAUGGGCAUGGACGACAAUGAUUCUCUGAAUAAGAGUCUGGCGCGCAGGGAACCGCAAUUGGACGACACAGAAGACAAGACACUCAGUAAUCAUGACGUUGGAAUUAGUAAGCUGCUCCUUCUUCAUUUGAACAUCGACUCCGUUAACAUUGACGGCGGAAUUGCUCUGCGGAUCGGCAUGAAGUACAGAAAGCACUCUGCCACUUUCAAGCUACUCCUUCCUCAUUUAUCACUUGCGUCUGGCAUUAUAAGUGAAGCAAAAUAUUCCCGUUAUGCUGCAAAGACUGGAGAGCAGGAUAUCCUAAGGUACCUGAUCCCUAACACUCCAAUUAACACUCCAGAUGAAAACGGACAUACGCCGCUCCUUUACUGCUUCCUUAAUGGAUACUUGAAAGCGGCAAAGCUUCUCCUUCCUCUUACAGUGAUUGAUGAUCUUUUAAACAAACCACUGCGUGUGAGCGCGUGCCUAAACCACUGUGAAUUUGUAGAGCUGGUUCUCCCCCACUCCUUCAAAAGCAGCACCGUCACCGUGCUGCUAGAUGCCGUUGAUAUGAGUGACGCGGAUACCAAUUGCUAUACGAAAUUGCUUCUGCCUCACGUUGACGUGGAUGUUCGCGCAGUGGAGGAAAAGACUGCAUGGUGUAAAAGUGUGUACCGAGGUAACUGGGCAUCGGUGCAGCUCUUUCUACCUUACACGGAAAGAAGUGAUGGUGCCGUGAGCCAGAGCACGGCAUUACUAUUGCAUGCUUGCAAAAGAUCGACAGCCACCCGUGAACCAUCGAAGUCUAAAAAUAAACGGAACGGGGAAAUGAGCGUUGGAGAUGUCAAAAUAUUAAAACUGCUGCUCCUCGACAUGAAUUUAAACGGUGCGGAUGCAAAUCGGGCUUUGUCACUCGCCCAGAGCGUCACCAAUAUUCACGCAAUGAAGUUGCUCCGCCCUCAUGCAUCGGUGAGCAAGCAUAUGCUUCCUCAUUCGUCAUUCUCUUCCCCUAGUAUAUCUGUAGCAGAAUUCAUCAACAGCGUUGUUAACUCUGAAGAAGACCAGGAUAUCCUAAGAAGUCUGACCCCUAACACUCCAAUUAACACUCCAGAUGAAAACGGAUAUACGCCGCUCCUUUACUGCUGCCUUAAUGGAUACUUGAGAGCGGCAAAGCUUCUCCUUCCUCUAACAGUGCUUGACAGUGUAAGAGACACACCGUUCUUCGUGAGUGCCUCUCUGAACAAGUGCGAGUUUGUAGAACUGCUUCUUCCGCACUGCUUUAAACGUAGUAGCGAAAUCGGGUUCUUAGCAGCGGUUAAAAACAGGCAUGGUGAUGCAACGAAAUUGCUUCUGCCCCACGUUGAUGCGAACGAUCGUAAAUGGAGAGCGACGGCGUCUAGUAAAUGUGUGGAGGGAGGUGGAUGGGCAUCGGUGCGGCUCUUCCUGCCUUACACGGAAGCACGUGAUCGUGAAAACGGUCUGCAAAGGUCAUUGCAGCUGAUAGCUUUAAAACAGGCUAUCGCCACUAUGUAUUCCUCGAGAGCAGAUGUUACAACCCUUAGGGAAGAGAACGAUGAAGAUAUCAAUAUAUCGAAGCUGCUACUUCUCCACUCGAGCCUCGGUAUUACUGAUGAGUCCGGGCUUUCUCGCUGAGUGCCAGAAACAUGCACACGACGAAGUUCCUCCACCCGUAUUUGCCGGCGAAUGAAUCUAUGAGAAUGGGCGUACUGCUCCUGCAUGAGCCCGUAGCGCUGGGAACGCCCAUGUUCAGAAAGGCGCUCUGCGUCACUCAUUGUUUAGCCCUAGUGACCAGGAGUGUUCUUCGACGCUCCACCUGUGUGUUUUCUCUCUCCAUCUCACUCUUUUCUCUCUCUCUCUUUUCUUUUUUGCCAUACCUUCAAGAUCUUCGUCUAACCCGACAUCAACUCCUUUAAUUAAACUCAACACCGUUGGUGCGUGUGGUGACGUUCCUGGUUCAUAUCUGUUUACAACGAGAGCAGUUGAGGGCUUUCCCGAGCACGUCGCAUCGCCGAAAACCAUUCUCUACCUUGGCGCGGGCUAAAGUGAAUAAUUCAGAAAAUGGCGGGCAAUGCAUGUUAGCAAUUUCAGAGAGUAACAAUGGUUAUGACGUUGGCGUCACGUGCUUCAGACACAAAAUGGCGGUUGUCAGUUCACAUGUCAAGGCAUCUUGUGAGAGCCGCGCGCCUACCGGCUUCUUUCCGCCCACGGCAGCAGGGGAGACGGUAUUGCUUGUGUAGGCUGAGGUGAACAGUGGCGAUGGGUCGUCCUGGGAAUCGCACAUGCGAAGGAUGAUCUUGGUGCGAACCACAAUCGACAGAGCAACUCAUGCAAGUAGCUACAGGCGAGCUCAAAUAAACAGCUGUGUCGCUAUCGCUGGUUUGAUGUUUGUGUAACUUGCAUCAUGUCUGCCAGUUUUUUUGUUUUUUUUUUUGUUUUUUUUGCAGUAUGCGUCGUCUUGAUGCUAUUUGAUGUGACGUCUUGCAGCGAACCUUAUUGUGCACCUAGCGAUCUGUGCCAAUAUCUUACGAAGCGCGCUGAAGCUCGGAGUAAUGUCGACGUACGACGAAAUGACACUUGCUGCUAACGCCGCGCCUGCAUGGAAGCAGUGUCAUGAGUUUAAGGAAUUCACCUAUUGUAGCAGCACACUCCAGUUUUAGUGUGAUACCAUUAGCAUUAAUACUACUACUAACAACAAUAUAUUGAUGCAUAAUCAUAUUGUCAGAGUGUAUUUCAGUUAUUUAUAGGCCAUACGUUCCAUGUCUGCAUUUUUCGGUAAUAAAUAUUGCAACAGUUCA
Messenger RNA from Ornithodoros turicata, 7589 nucleotides. RefSeq lists its product as uncharacterized. Gene Ontology annotation, cellular component: nucleus. Bases 319 to 6426 code for a protein of 2035 amino acids. Gene Ontology annotation, biological process: regulation of DNA-templated transcription. NCBI's taxonomy places the organism in Eukaryota, Metazoa, Arthropoda, Arachnida, Ixodida, Argasidae. The record is from RefSeq and is a predicted model, not a curated record. Gene Ontology annotation, molecular function: transcription coregulator activity; protein binding. The transcript is spliced from 5 exons.